AAGUGACGAAGUGUUGAUGAAAUAAUUAGUUUAGCAAGCUUUAUGGAUAGGCAAUGGUUACUAUGCAAGAUUGGUCACAAGUGGUGCGCCAAUUACAGUACGAUCAUCAUAAGGAAUCAAUCCAUCCAUUGAAAGCAAUUUUGCCAGCCAGAGCCGUUUAAAGAAAGCGAAGGCUGCCUGCGCCAUAUGGUGGGAAAACGGGUUUCAUGUUUUAUCAUUUCAGCUAUAUAAACCAAUGGUCGGCAUGACGAUGCUACCUAUUAUCUCUUUCAAUACUGAAGAUUUAACUAUAUUUCAACAUGCCCAUGUCAAAAGAACUUGAACACGUCCAUAACCAACUUUGCGACGUUGAAAAGGAACUCCGACAUUUGCAAAACAAACUUCAUCAUAUCGAUGAGCGCUAUAAGGAAGGAUGUGUCACUGAAAGUCAUAUGAAGGGUGAUCCUUAUGAAGAGGAUGGUCAAGCUGCUGUCGCCGAAGAACUCGAGAAAUGCCAUCAAAAAAUCUAUUCAAUGCUCAAUACUCUUGAAAAAUAAGUGACCAUUGGCUCGACAAACCGUAAAAUGAAAGUUGUUCAUUUUCGAUUGUUGCAAUAAAAGAAUCCUUUAAUUUUUAUCUCAUUGUCAUUUCGACAUUCUCAUCCGUUGAGUUUGAUCAUACCCAAACGUUUUACAAAUCAAUUACAAGCCAUUCAAAGAAAAAAGUGCAUGAUUGCCACCAUACCCAUCGUUCGAAAAUUACCAUCUGUAUACAUUGUAGCGUUUUUAUAUGUUUUUAUGAAUGAAAUUUUAGUAAACAUUUUCUUCGGUUUUUGACCAAAAAGUGGUACAUAUUUAAGCCUGCGAAAUUUG
This is a messenger RNA of Umbelopsis ramanniana AG, 851 nucleotides long. RefSeq lists its product as uncharacterized. NCBI's taxonomy places the organism in Eukaryota, Fungi, Mucoromycota, Umbelopsidomycetes, Umbelopsidales, Umbelopsidaceae. The transcript has 4 exons. The coding region runs from base 300 to 536 and encodes 78 amino acids. The record is from RefSeq and is a predicted model, not a curated record.